UGCGGAUCCCACGUCCCGAAGGGGUUAAAGCUCCGGUCCCUCCCCUCCCUUCUCCUCCCCCGGCUCUGGGAUAAACCUGGGGACCAACCCGGGAACCAAACCGGGAACGCGCCCGGAACCCGCCUGGCCGCUCCGCCCGGCCCGGCCCGUCCUGCCCCGACCCGUUCGGCCGGUCCUGCCGGAGCCUCCCUGCCCCGAGCGCGGCCUUCGGCUCCGUCCUCCUCAGCGUUCUCCAGCCUCUUCCAACCUGGUUCAGCCGUCUUCAUCCUCCUGAGCCUCUGCAGCCUCUUCCAACCGUCCUCAGUCUCCUCCAGUCGUCCUCGUCCUCUUCAGCCGAGGACCUUCUCCAACCCUCUUCCAAACUUCCUCCAAUCUCCUCAUCCUUCUUCUAACCUUCUCCAUUCCUCCCUGCAGCCACUUCAUCCCCCUCAGCCUCCUCCAACCCUCUUCCAACCUCCCCGACCUUCAUCCACUUUCCAACCUCUUUCCAAACUCCCUCCUGUCUCCUUUCCCAGCUUCCAGCCUCCUCCCAAUCUUCUCCAGAUUACUUAUCCUCCAGCCGACCUCCUUUCCCACCUCCCACUUUCCAAGCUCUCCCCAGCCUCUUUUCCCACGUUCCCGUCUCCUCUGGCCCCGAUGUCUGUCUCCAUCCCCCGGCAGCCGCUCCGGAGCAGCUCGGCCGUUCGGGGACGUUCAUUCUCGUCCCGCUCCUUCACGGCUGUUCCAGCACUGAGGAUGAGCACAGCCCCGGCCUUCGGCCCUUACGGGGGGCUCCGUGGCGGCUCCGGGGGGCUCGGGGGUCCCUCGUGGGUCCCGGGGGUGGGCGGAGGGAUCACGGCCGUCACCAUCAACCGGAGUCUCCUGGCGCCGCUGGACGUGGCCGUGGAUCCAGAGCUGCAGGAGCUGCGGCGGGAGGAGAAGGAGCAGAUCAAGACCCUCAAUGAUAAAUUUGCCGCCUUCAUCGACAAGGUGCGGUUCCUGGAGCAACAGAACAAACUCCUGGAGACCAAGUGGGGGCUCCUGCGGGCACAGCCCCCACCCCGCAGCAGCCUGGGAGGGCUCCUUGAGGGCUAUGUGGGGACCCUGAGGCAGCAACUCGAGGGACUCGGGCAGGAGCGGCAGCGGCUGCGUGCAGAGCUCAGCCAUGUCCAGGGGCUCGUUGAGGAGUUCAAGGCCAAGUAUGAGGAGGAGAUCAACCACCGCACAGAAAAGGAGAAUGAGUUUGUCCUGCUCAAAAAGGAUGUGGAUGAAGCCUACAUGUCGAAGGUGGAGCUGGAAUCACACCUGGAGAGCCUCACAGAUGAGAUAAACUUCCUGCGGCAGCUCUAUGAGGAGGAGCUGCAGGAGCUGCGGACACAGGUGUCGGAGAUGGCCGUGGUGGUGUCCAUGGACAACAGCCGCCAGCUGGACAUGGCCGGGGUCCUGGCAGACGUGCGGGCACAGUACGAGGACAUCGCUGGCCGCAGCCGUGCUGAGGCCGAAGGUCUCUACCAGGUUAAGUACGAAGAGCUGAAGACGGCGGCUGGGAAGCAGGGCGACGACCUGCGUCAGACCCGGAGCCAGAUCCAGGAGCUGAACCGGCGGAUCCAGCGGAUCCAGGCAGAGAUUGAGGCUCUGAAAAAUCAGCGCUCUGGGCUGGAGGCGGCAGUGGCGGAGGCCGAGGAACGCGGGGAGCUGGCACUGAGGGAUGCCCGGGCCAAGCUGGGGGGGCUGGAGGGGGCCCUGGCCCAGGCCAAGCAGGACCUGGCCCGGCAGCUCCGGGAAUACCAGGAGCUCAUGAAUGUCAAGCUGGCUCUGGACAUUGAGAUUGCAACCUACAGGAAGCUGCUGGAGGGCGAGGAGAGCAGGCUCGAGGCUGCUGUGCAGAACCUGAGCAUCCACACCAAGACUUCGGGAUACCUGGGUGGAUUUGGGGGAGUUUUCAGGGGGGAAUUUGGGGGGGCCUUUGGGGGGGCUGUGGUCAGCUCGGGGUACUCAGUGCCCCCCCCACCCCCCGAGGCCAUGCCCCCCCCAAAAUCCCGUGCCAUUGUCAUCAAGAAGAUCGAGACCCGUGAUGGGAAACUUGUGUCUGAGUCCUCUGACGUCCUGGAAAGCUGAACCCCCUCUCCUCGGGGACCUCCAUUCGUUGGCUUGGCCAGCUGAGCUGAGCCCCUCCCUCUCCUGAGCAGACCCUAAAUCCUGACCUGCUGAGGCCCCCAGGGCCCCCACUUUCUGGGGUGUUCUCCAUGUCCCCACAAACCAAACCCCCUCUUUCCCAGGGGGAUCCUCCAUGUUUCCUGGACUCCCAGGGUGUUCCCACUAAGUCCCAACCAGGCAAACCCCCUUUCCUGAGAGGAGGUCCCCAUGUCCAGCCCAGCUGAGCCUCCCCUUUCCAUCCUGGCAUGUUCCCCCAUGUCCUGGAAAGAUGAGCACCCCCCUUUCUGGGGGGAAUCUAGAAAUGACUAGACCUGCUGAGCUCCCCUGGACCCCCUUUUCCUUCUGAAGGCAUCCCCCCAGGUCCAGGCCAACUGAGCCCUCCUCCUUUCCUGGGGGUGUCUCUGUGUCCUGGAUGGUCCCUCAUGUCCAGCCCAACUGAGCCCCCCUGGGCCUCCCCUUCUCAGGGUGUCCCUUCAUGUCCUGCCAAGCUGAACCCC
This is a messenger RNA of Parus major (Great Tit), 2633 nucleotides long. Its product is annotated as keratin, type II cytoskeletal 8. Lineage: Eukaryota; Metazoa; Chordata; Aves; Passeriformes; Paridae. Gene Ontology annotation, cellular component: keratin filament. The coding region runs from base 637 to 2097 and encodes 486 amino acids. The record is from RefSeq and is a predicted model, not a curated record. The transcript has 9 exons.